Ricinus communis (castor bean) is the source of this 1123-nucleotide messenger RNA. RefSeq names its product cell division topological specificity factor homolog, chloroplastic. The coding region runs from base 216 to 914 and encodes 232 amino acids. Gene Ontology annotation, biological process: cell division; chloroplast fission; regulation of division septum assembly. Lineage: Eukaryota; Viridiplantae; Streptophyta; Magnoliopsida; Malpighiales; Euphorbiaceae. The transcript is spliced from 2 exons. The record is from RefSeq and is a predicted model, not a curated record.
CUGUUUUAAUUUAAAUCUUUUAUCUUUACACUAAACAUUACAGUUAAAUUCAGGCGAGAAAGGAGGCAAACCUAGCCAAUUAUAACGACAUCGUUUUCAGACUCUCUGAGUGGCGAAUAUCAUCACUGAACAGUUGGUGAAGAAGACCGCUCGAGCAGCACAAGGGUGACUCUGCUAGUAAAGGGAGAAAACAAAUAGAGAAAAAUCGAAGAACAAUGGCAAUAUCGGGAGAUCUAAGGGUCUCUGCAACAUUAACCUCUUAUCACAAACACCCCUUUCGAAGCUCUUUUCCUUCUUCUAAUUCAAAGGUAGAAUUUACUGGUUUCCCUGGUGGAGGAUCUGUCACUUCCCCAAAUGUACACAAAUGGCCUAGCAUCAUGGUUGAUAGAUGUAAAAUGCAUGAUCACUCUAGACGAUUUUCUGGGAUUACUGGAGAUUAUCAGCUGUCUUCAACUUCAAUUGGCGAAGAAGCUGAAAGCUUUCUCCUAAAUGCCAUCAACAUGAGUUUCUUUGAGCGUUUGAAUUUGGCAUGGAAGAUAAUAUUCCCAUCACCAGCACGAAGAAAGAGCUCAAAUGCAAGGGUUGCCAAACAGCGGUUGAAGAUGAUUCUUUUCUCUGACAGAUGUGCAGUUAGUGAUGAGGCAAAACGGAAGAUUGUAAGCAACAUUGUGCAUGCUCUAUCAGAAUUUGUGGUGAUAGAAUCACAGGAUAAAGUCCAGCUGAGCGUCACAGCCGAUUCUGAUCUUGGAACUGUGUACUCUGUCACAGUGCCUGUACGACGGGUAAGGCCAGAAUAUCAGGAUGCAGAAGAGAUUGGAUCGAUAACUAACAUUGAGUACAAAGAUACUGGAGAAAGUUCUGGUUCUGUGGAUGUCCGAUUUGAUUUCUUCAUCCCAGAUGAAAGAAGUCGGUGAUUUCACAAGGCUGAAAGUAAAAUAAAGAAAGUGUCUUCCAGGGUCAAAAUGUGUUAUCUUUUCCAUGUUUGGAUCUUUAGCUAAGGAGAUAAGCUUAUGCCUCUGUAUAUAUAUGAAUUCCUGUUUGGAAUUUGAAAAUUUUCCUGUCUUUGAAUUUGUGUUAAAUGGAAUGGUUAACACUAAAGCGAGUCGACUUACCGCUUUUUCUA